This is a messenger RNA of Aspergillus puulaauensis, 1437 nucleotides long. Its product is annotated as NAD(P)/FAD-dependent oxidoreductase. The record is from RefSeq and is a predicted model, not a curated record. NCBI's taxonomy places the organism in Eukaryota, Fungi, Ascomycota, Eurotiomycetes, Eurotiales, Aspergillaceae. Bases 1 to 1437 code for a protein of 478 amino acids. The transcript has 3 exons. Gene Ontology annotation, molecular function: flavin adenine dinucleotide binding; sarcosine oxidase activity.
AUGACAUCCCGCAUUAGCAGCAAGUCGUCGCCGAUUGUCAUCGUCGGCGCGGGCGUCUUUGGGCUAAGCACAGCCAUCCAUCUUGCUCAACGCGGCUAUACAAAUGUCAAAGUCUUAGACAAGCAGACGUACCAUGAGACGGAGUAUUCUUAUGAUAAAGGGUGUGACGCUGCAUCCGCUGACAUCAACAAAAUAAUCCGAAUGGCGUACGGGUCUCAGAUGGAAUAUCAGACCCUCGCACUGGAUGCACUCUCUCGGUGGAAAGAGUGGAACGAGGAGAUUAAAACUGGAAGCACCCGACCUCCAGGAUUUACAGCCGACGACGCUCUGUUCAUCAACAAUGGGAAUCUCACCAUGUUCUCCGAUAGUUCCCUGCCCGAAUUUGAGACGAGAACCAUGGAGAAUAUGGCCAAGGCUGGACUGGAAAGGUCCCAGAUCGUCCUGACCAAGCCAAUCGAUGUAGAUAGGGCAAAGACAAACGGCUUCGGUUUCGCUGUUGAUCCAUUUAAGCGAAAAGACAACUACGGGAUACUUGAUAUCCAAGGCGGGUUUGUGUACGCCGACAAGGCCUGUCGCUUUGCUCUCCACAAGGCAGAGGCACUGGGAGUCCAAUUCAUAUCUGGGCCUAAACGAGGUCUGUUCUCGGGUUUCGUCCGCGAUGGCGAAUCUCAUAUCAAGGGUGUCAGAACGGCAGAUGGCACAUCGCAUUCUGCGGAACUGACAAUCAUGGCUUGUGGAGGAUGGACCCCAUCCCUUGUCACUCAACUUGAUCAUCUCUGCGAAACCACGGCUGGAAGUGUCUGCAUAUUCCAACUGCCCCCGGGGUCGGCCUUGUGGGACCGCUUUGCACCGGAGAACUUUCCUACUUGGACGUACGAUAUUCGUCACGGAGCCAGCGGCGGCCUCUACGGAUUCGCCCGGGACACCAACGGAGCAGUGAAGAUAGGGUACCGGGGAACCAAAUUCACGAACCCCCAGACGCAAGCAGACGGUGUCUCCCGAAGUAUUCCCACCACACGGUGGACAGCAGAAUCGACUCGGCAGAUGCCGCUCUUAGCAGCGCGCACGAUUCGAAGCUUCGUUGAAAAGCAUAUGCCGGAGCUUCUCAGUUGUGAAACCAAGAACCGCCUGUGCUGGUACACCGAUUCAUUCGAUAAUCACUUUGUUGUUGACUUUGUCCCUGAUGUCGAUGGGUUGAUGGUUGCGACGGGAGGUAGUGGCCAUGGAUUCAAGUUCCUGCCGAAUCUUGGAAGCCACGUCGUUGACAGGAUCGAGGGAAGGCCGAGCGAUUAUUUGCAUCUUUGGAGGUGGAGGAGCCUUGGGCCUGAUCAAAGACCGUAUAACAGUAUCAUGGAGGGUGAAAGUAGUGCAAGGUCAUUGAAGCAUCAGGAUCUAACGGCAGAUGAUUGUCUGAUCAAACAGCAGGCUCGCAUUUAG